Camelina sativa (false flax) is the source of this 2046-nucleotide messenger RNA. The record is from RefSeq and is a predicted model, not a curated record. NCBI's taxonomy places the organism in Eukaryota, Viridiplantae, Streptophyta, Magnoliopsida, Brassicales, Brassicaceae.
AUGGCUCCUCAACAAAAGGAUACCGGGAAAAACAUUUCAAUCGAAACUAGCGAGCUCGAGUUAUCCUCCCAAACCUCACCGUCGUCUCCUUCGCUUGAACAACGAGUCAACAAACACGAUGCUGACAUCGAGUUCAUCAAGGAUAUGCUCCACAAGAUCCUUCGCAACCAAACGCUUGGGGUUAUCACUGAGUCGUCUAUUCCUCCAGGGUUUAACAGCCCACCACCGGCGGUUCAGACUCAGCUGGUUACGACGCCGAUGAAUGGGUCAACUAGUCAACCGACAGUGGGGAUUCUACCAAACCUGGAACAAGAAUCUCACCUCAAGCCGUCGACUUUGAGAUUUUCGGCUCCACCGCCAGAGCAGCAAGCGGUCACUCAAGGUUGUGUGUCGGAAUACCCUAACCGUCCCAUGGAGCUGCCUAUGUUCGAAGGUAAGAGUCCUGAAGAUUGGCUUUUUCGGUUAGAGAAAUGCUUUGCGAGUAGAGGAACACCGGAAUAUGCUAAGAUAGAUCUGGCAAUCUCUUGUCUUACUGGGUCAUCUGUUACUUGGUGGAGAAUGGCUUAUGGUAGACAACGGAUUGGUAGUUGGAAAGAUUUUAUGGAAAGGUUCAAGGUACGAUUCAAACCAAGUAGAGGGUUAUCGGUUUUGGAUCAACUGAUGAGUAUUCACCAAAGAGGAAGUGUCGAGGAGUAUCGUGAGCAGUUUGAGGAGUUAGCAGUGGAGUUGCCUCACGUCUCUGAUGAUGUUUUGGAGUCUGCUUUUCUGCAGGGUUUGAGGAAGAGUAUCAGGGACCAAGUGGUUCGUUGCAGACCUUUUGAUUUGGCGGAGAUUGUUGAUACGGCGAAGCUAAUUGAGCACCAGGAGAGUGAGAACACUAGUCUGCAACCGAGACAGACAGUGAGAUCUUUUUACUCACCUACACAUGGUCAGGUAGUGAGCUCUUCUCGACCAGUGGAUCAUUCCCAGGGCAAGCGUCCUGUGGAGAACAAUAGAGAGUUCAGGAAAAACCAAGGGGGUCAAGAAGGUCGAAACUCCAAUCCGUGUAGGCAUUGUGGUGACAGAUGGUUUCCUGGUCAUCGCUGUAAAACUCAGCCGAAGCUAAAGUGUCUGGAAGUGGCUGAGGAGGAGAAACAAUACUGUGAUGCGGUUGAAGUUCAGCAGCAACAAGAAGUGUUAGAGGAUGAGGCUGAGGAACUACAGGAGUAUGAGGUUCUGUCCCUUAGCUCCAUCUCAGGACUCACUGAUGAGAAGUCUAUGCGCAUGAUGGGUAAGCUUGUGGAUAGGGAUGUGGUAGUCCUGAUAGAUUCCGGCGCGACAAGAAGUUUCGUAGAUUAUGGUCUGGUACAAGAGUUAGGGUUAACCAUAUCAACUACAAGACCCUUUGGUGUUCCAGUGGGAGGUGGCCGGAUACUGAAAGGAAAAGGUUGCGUAUCAGGUACACUGUUGGGCAUACAAGGUGUAGAGAUCAUGGAAGAGUUGCUGGUGAUAGAGCUCGGGAGUACGGAUGUAGUGCUGGGAUAUUCCUGGUUAGCUACAUUGGGGGAUACUAAAAUUAACUGGCUCAACAGAACCUUAAGUUGGAAGAUUGGUCCUCGUUGGGUGACAAUUGUGGGUGAUCCAGCUCUCAGCAAGGAACCAAUAUCAUUACGUUCCAUGGAGAGGGUUAUUCAUCAUGAAGGAGAAGCGUACUUGCUAGAGCUUACCACUAUGUUCGAUGGAAAGAAGCCAUUGGACAAAAAGAUCCCUGAAGUUGCAGCAGUACAGACGUUGAUCAAGGAGUACCAGUCGGUCUUCAAGAUGCCUCUUACCUUUCCCCCACCGCGAAACAGAGAGCAUGCAAUCAACUUACAAACCGGGACCUCCCCAAUCAACCUGCGCCCUUAUCGCUAUUCAUUUGUUCAGAAGAAUAAAAUUGAAAAACUGGUGCAGGAAAUGCUCGACGCUCAAGUGAUCAGGCCAAGCGUUAGUCCUUACUCAAGUCAUGUCCUGUUGGUGAAGAAGAAGGACGGGGGAUGGCGGUUUGUGUUGAUUACCGAGCACUAA